This is a messenger RNA of Fomitopsis serialis, 808 nucleotides long. Its product is annotated as organic solute transporter Ostalpha-domain-containing protein. Bases 226 to 558 code for a protein of 110 amino acids. Gene Ontology annotation, molecular function: transporter activity. The transcript has 3 exons. Gene Ontology annotation, biological process: transport. NCBI's taxonomy places the organism in Eukaryota, Fungi, Basidiomycota, Agaricomycetes, Polyporales, Fomitopsidaceae. The record is from RefSeq and is a predicted model, not a curated record.
GUCAACAUCAACUGCGAGUUACUUUCCUCGUUCAUCUUGUAUUCUGUGUAUUACUGCCCAACUAGAGAGGACCGACCCGGUGUAUCCAGCGACAAGAGUUUAUCAACACCAUAUUGACCCAGAUCGUUAGGACGCUAACAGAAUCCGUUUCCGGACUGGCGCAGUACGCAGUUGCAGCGGGCGGCCAAGGGCGUUUGGUUUGCUUCCCCUCCGCCAUCCUCACCCAUGGACGCGACAAAACUUGGGAAGCCUCCUGAUCUUGGGUCGGGCUCAGGCUCCUCUCUUCCUUUCCCUGUCCUAUUGCUUUCCGGUCUGGCAACUGUGGCUGCAACGGCAGUAUCUGCGACGUCAAUAUGUCUGCAUCUGAAGAAUUAUCGCAAACCGAUUCUGCAAAGACAGGUCGUCCGGAUCAUGCUCAUGGUCCCAAUAUACGCCAUUGCGUCGUUUAUCUCCUUGUUCUCGCUUCAAGCCGCUUUCUUCAUCGACGUAGUCCGGGAUAUCUAUGAGUUCUUCAUGCUCGGACUUGACGUGCGUAGAGUAUGGACCGUGGAGAGGUGAUGCUUCUUCAGUAUCCCUUGUCCACUCAGCCUCGCUAGUCGGGUCACAGGCGCGAGUGUUACUCUUAGUAUGGAACAUUCUUUGUGAAGGUUGUGAAAGGGGAGGUCCAGAUUGCAGAGCUUGCAUACCUCUUCGUUGACAAACUGCUCAUUGUCGUUGCGAUAUCAACUGCCAUGAGCAUGGUUAUCAGAUAACCUCGAGAAGUCCUACUUUGGUCGUAUGAGAAUGCCGCACGUUGUUCAAUACUGAC